Molecule: messenger RNA, 2552 nt
Organism: Tilletiopsis washingtonensis
Lineage: Eukaryota; Fungi; Basidiomycota; Exobasidiomycetes; Entylomatales
Product: DEAD-domain-containing protein
Exons: 6
Coding region: 46-2157 (703 amino acids)
Cellular component (GO): nucleolus
Molecular function (GO): ATP binding; nucleic acid binding
Source: RefSeq, a predicted model, not a curated record
GCCCUCCGCCUACCUACCUCGCAGCCCUCCGGCCACCCACACACCAUGUCGUCGCUCGCCGUUGCCAGCAGCAGCAGCGCGCCCCUCGCGCCCGCGCCGACGGCCUCGGCCAGCGGCGUCUCCUUUGCGACGCUGGCGCACCUCCUCGAUGCCCGCCUGCUGCGGGCGCUGGCCCAGCUGCGCUUCGAGCGUGCCACGCCCGUGCAGGCCCGCCUGCUGCCGCUCGCGCUGGCGGGCCGCGAUGUGCUUGCGCAGGCGCCGACGGGCAGCGGCAAGACGCUCGCGUAUGCGCUGCCGGCCGUGCAGAGCAUUCUCAAGGCAAAGGAGGCUCUUCCGGCCACCUCGCCAUCUCGGCAGGCUACGCGCGUGCUCGUGCUCGUCCCGACACGCGAGCUCGCUGCGCAGGUGGCAGACCACGUCGCCAAGCUGCUCGCAUGUACCGAGCAAGACGACGUGCUCGUGCUGGAUGCGGCGAGAGUGGGCGGCAAGGGUGUGCAGAAGCUGCUGCUGUCUUCUCGGCCAGACGUCGUGAUCAGCACGCCCUCUCGGGCGCUUGCGCACCUCUCCUCUUCCGCGCUUUCCUUGAGCUCUCUGCAGCUGCUCGUGCUCGACGAGGCAGAUCUCAUUCUCUCAUACGGCCACUCGUCCGACAUUCUCGCGCUGCUCUCGUCCGGCUCGAUGCCGUCGCGCUACCAGACGCUACUGCUCUCCGCCACGCUCGGCUCCGAGGUCCGCGCGCUGCUCGGCGCACACCUGCGGCGGCCCUUGACGCUGCGCCUUACACCGAGCAUGCAUGCCAGCGCGCUGGCGCAGUACAGCGUCUCGGUGCAGGCGCAGAGCGACAAGUUCCUGCUGCUCUAUGUGCUGCUGCGUCUCAAGCUUGUGCGCGGCAAGGCGCUCGUGUUCGUCAACUCGACGGAGCGCGCGUACCGGGUGCGGCUCUUCCUCGAGCAAUUCGGUAUCAAGAGCACGGUGCUCAAUGAGGAGCUGCCCGCUGAGAGCAGAUUCCACAUCGUGCAAGAGUUCAACAAGGGCGUCUACGACUACAUCAUCGCGACCGACGACUCGCGCAUCGGCGCAGAUGCCCGGCCAGUGCUGGCAGCAGACGACGAAGAGACGGAGCUGCCGGCAGGCCCAGAGUUCGUGCUCGAGGAGGAGGAGGAGCAGGAUGAGGAGGCAGCUGUGGCCAAGCCUGACGAAGGCAAGGGCAAGAAGCGGGAGCGCGCUCAGGAGCUGGCAGAGGAGGAUGCGGAAGAGUCCGAUGGCGAGGACGCAGUGGCCGAGGCCGAGUCGGACGAUGAGGCUGCGCCAGCUGAGCCUGCCAAGAAGCGCAAGCGGGACACAGACGCCAAGGGCUCGUCGGGCUCGCGGCGGAAGGGCAAAGGCGCCUCUGCAGAGUACGGUGUCUCGCGCGGCAUCGAUUUCGUCUCGGUGGCGUGCGUCAUCAACUUCGACCUUCCCGUCUCUGCGCGCGGCUACACGCAUCGCAUUGGCCGCACUGCGCGUGCAGGCCACACGGGCACUGCGCUCUCCUUCGUCGUGCCGGGCGAGGUGUACGACUCGGAGCUGCGCACCAACGCCAAGCGCCACGCCGCCUGCCCCACGGCGCAGUUCGACGAGGAGGUGUGGAAGCGCAUCGUCGAGAACCAGCGGCGACGCGGCGCGCAGGUCAAGGAGUGGACGUUCGACCGCAAGCAGGUCGAGAGCUUCCGCUACCGCAUGGAGGAUGCGCUGCGCAGCGUCACGCGCGCCGCCAUCCGCGAGGCACGCAUCAAGGAGAUCAAGCAGGAGAUCCUCAACUCGGAGAAGCUCAAGGCACACUUCGAGGACAACCCACACGACCUGGCGUACCUGCGGCACGACAAGGCGCUGCAUCCGUCGCGCGUGCAGAGCCAUCUGAAGCAUGUGCCCUCCUACCUGAUGCCGCGCAUCGCCCGCCUGCGCCAGCCCGACGCCGCCACUGCCAUCAGCGAGGGGAGCGACCAGCCGCUGGCCGGGCCCGCCGCCGAGGAGCGCGGCGUCGGCUAUGUGCCGCUGCGCAAUGCACCGCGAGGCCGAGGCUCGCGCGGUCGAGGAGGCCGUGGAGGCAGAGGCGACUCCCGCGGUGGCCGUGGCGGCGGCAAGAAGAGCGACCCGCUGCGAAAGUUCGGCAAGUGACGAGCCUCGAGAGAUGCAGUCGGCACGUAAUGGUACACUUCGUCACUGUCCGCCUCCGUCUUCACACACACACUGCGCUGUCUGCGCGUCAGUUCGGUGCGCAUGAGUGACAUUGCUGGUCUAGCGCAUGCUGCCUGCAACAGCCGGCGCCUGCGAAGAGUAGUUGCGGCGGCGAGGGCGCUGCCCAGCUGCUGCCGUGCCGCUGCUGCUCGGCGGCGCGACAGCUGCCGGGCUAGAGGGCGCAAUCGCGGGCCCGCCGCCUGAGCCGCCGAAGUAGUGCGAUCCCACAAAGGCGCGAUGCGCCGGCGCCGAGUUGGGCGAACGGGCAGCGAUGGCCUCGGCGCUGCCGCUGCUGCCGCUCGAGGCGAUCGACGGCGGCGCCCAGCUGCGCGAGC